Molecule: messenger RNA, 991 nt
Organism: Alnus glutinosa
Lineage: Eukaryota; Viridiplantae; Streptophyta; Magnoliopsida; Fagales; Betulaceae
Exons: 2
Coding region: 119-574 (151 amino acids)
Source: RefSeq, a predicted model, not a curated record
UUAAUCCAUCAGAACGUACUCCCGCUUUGAGAGUACUCUUGAAUGGUUGAAACAUCUCGUCCUUUCGUCCCUCUCCGCCGUCUAAACCUUCCUUCUUGGAAAAGCAAAAACAUAGAAAAUGUUGAAGAGGAGUGUGUCGGAUAAAUUAAUGGUGCUGAAGAAGCACAAGAAGAAUACCACCGAUACUCAAAGCGUGAAGAAUGUUAAGAAGAAUAGGUUCUUGAUUACAAUCAACGUUAAUGGAAGCGCGGGACCAGUAAGGUUCAUGGUGAACGAGGAUGAUGUUGUUGCUGGGGUCAUUGACACUAUUCUCAAAGCAUACGCACGCGUAGGCCGGCUUCCAGUCCUCGGCUCCGAUGUCAACAAUUUUCUUCUCUAUCAGGCAAAUGCCGUGUUCGAAGCUUUGGAUCCAUGGGCAAGGAUAGGAUCAAAUGGGGCAAGGAACUUUGUGCUCCACAAGAAGAGCCUGCCGCAGAUUACAAAAGGGAUGUCAGAGAUGAUACCUCAAAAGCGAGGUGGUAGCUCCAAGAAUUGGAUUAACAGGUCCCUAAGUUUAAUGAUAUUAUUCCAUUAAGGCAUUAAGAUGUCUGCAGCCUCAUUGUGACUUUCUUAUUAGUCAUCAAGAGCUAGCUAGGUACAUCGUGUGUCGUGUGUCGGGCAUGUCAACAUUUACAUACAUUUGCGUGUUUCUCACACUUUACUGUCGAUCACUGUAAUUGUAAUCAUAAUAUGUAAUGCUUUAAGUGCUUUUGGUAAAAAGGGUGAGGAUCAUACCCUGGGGAAGGAAUUGAAGGUGAAUGAAAAAGAAGUUUCUUUAAUUUGCUUUUCCCCAGAGAAUAAAGGACAUGACUUCAUCACGUACAGUAGAUCGAGGCUCAGGUUCAAAGGGGUUUGAGUUGUAGAAGGCCCACCUUCUUUAGAACUGAUAGAAAUUAUGUGAAGGUUUUACUGUUGAUGUAAUGAUUCAGCAAGAGACUGGUUCUGUAGUGAA